This is a messenger RNA of Osmia bicornis bicornis, 8335 nucleotides long. It is a transcript of the gene Adcy8, whose product is annotated as adenylyl cyclase 78C-like. Lineage: Eukaryota; Metazoa; Arthropoda; Insecta; Hymenoptera; Megachilidae. Gene Ontology annotation, cellular component: plasma membrane. Gene Ontology annotation, molecular function: adenylate cyclase activity. The transcript has 20 exons. The coding region runs from base 302 to 4192 and encodes 1296 amino acids. The record is from RefSeq and is a predicted model, not a curated record. Gene Ontology annotation, biological process: adenylate cyclase-activating G protein-coupled receptor signaling pathway; cAMP biosynthetic process; intracellular signal transduction.
CGCGUUAUAGUUACUCGUUUGAAGAUCAGGUACCGACUCGAUAACCGAUUCUGCUCCGUGAAGAGCGCGGUUUUUAUCGUUGGCGGAUGCCACUUCGCAAUUUUCCUCGUGUGUCACCGUUUCCGUUCGUGGAUGGCAGUCUUGAUGCUGGAACGAGAGGGCCACACGGAGUCGUUCGUUUAUUUUUGUCAAGUGUAGACGGGAAUCGAGAGGUGUGUGAAAAUGCCGGAUACUAAGGCAAUUGCACAGCUGACAAUCACAACGUGAGCGGUUGUUCGUUUCGCGGAUCAUCCGGGGGAUAAUGAUUACAGAACAGACCUGGAGCAUGAUGCUGGACAGUGAUGUCACGGGCAUCAAUGAGUUGAGUAUUUCCCCGAGGAAACAAUUAUGGAUCAAGGCAGUGAAGAAGCUGACAUCCGAGAGGCUGGGAAGGGAAGGAUUGGCGGCAUGGGAGGACCGGAAGUCUCACAACGAUCCGGAAGUACCAGACGAUACAGAAACGAUCGAGCCAACCGAGGAUGCUGAAGAUUCAACCGAACCGGACGUGGUUAUUCCUGAACAACCUGAAGUUGAUGCUGAAUCUCAAACUCAACGAGAUGUUUUCAAGAAAGGAGUACUCUAUAAGGGAAUAUUUUGUCCGUCGUUGUCGAACAGCUUCCACAGCAAACAAUUGGAAACAUCGUACUUGCACUAUUCGAAUCGUCAACGGCAGAAGUCAUUGAUCAUGCUAAAUAUCGUUGAUCUUAGCUUAAAGAUUAUUCUUUUGGCGAUAUGGCUCUGGGAGAGGAACGAGAGAAGCAGCGGAUUAAUCGAGUCCUUGUCUUGGGCAUUCUGCUGCAUGGCCGCGAAUCUGAUGGUUUGCGUUCUCGGCUGGUGGCGGUGUUUCUCCAACAAUUAUUUGUACUGGGCUUCCAUAUUUACUUGGUUACUGAUCAACUCACAAGGUUUUAUAGGGGCCGGUCUAGAUUUCUCAAAUCAACAACGUCUCAUGUGGUACAUAUUGUUUGUCGUGUAUGCGCCGUACGCUAUGCUGCCGUUACCUUUAAGAUGGUGCGUCCUAGCUGGUUACGGGACAGCUUUAACUCACAUGGUGAUGGCUGGGAUAACUUUAUUACGAGAUCCUACCUAUCUGCGCGAUGUUACUUGUAUCGUUCGAAUGUUAACGACCAACGUACUUCUAUAUCUUGCAAUGAAUCUGGCUGGUAUGUACACUAAGUAUCUAACCGAUAGAGGGCAACGGCAGGCUUUCCUAGAAACGCAUAGAUCUAUGGAAACCCGGCAACGUACUCAAAAUGAGAAUAAUAGACAGGAGAAGUUGCUUCUUUCUGUUUUACCGGAUUUCGUGGCUAAGGAAAUGAUCCGUGAUAUCGCCCGUGAAACUGCUAGAGGUGGAACCAUCUCCUUUACCCCUAAUCAAUUUCACAGAAUAUACAUCCAUCGGUAUGAAAAUGUUAGCAUACUUUUCGCUGACAUCAAAGGCUUCACUGCUUUGGCCAGCCAGUGUAGCGCCCAGGAACUCGUUAGGGUGUUAAACGAUUUGUUCGCUCGUUUCGACAAACUCUCUGCUGAAAAUCAUUGUCUACGUAUCAAAUUAUUAGGGGAUUGUUACUACUGCGUUUCCGGAUUACCGACCGCCAGAAGCGAUCACGCUCACUGUUGCGUCGAAAUGGGUUUGCACAUGAUUAAAGCGAUCAGAGAUGUGCGAUUUACUACCAAGGUUGAUUUGAAUAUGAGAAUAGGGAUUCAUAGCGGUUCGGUAUUGUGCGGUGUAUUAGGACUUCGAAAAUGGCAAUUUGACGUUUGGUCCUACGACGUAACAUUGGCCAACCACCUCGAAAGUGGAGGCAUACCAGGGAGGGUGCAUAUUUCAGAAGAUACAUUGAACUGUUUGAACGAUGUGUACGAAGUGGAGCCAGGAAACGGAACUGAAAGGGAUAAUUACUUGAAAGAAAGGAACGUGGUGACGUAUCUGAUUAAACAAGUAGAACCUUUAAGAUCUAGACGAAGAUAUUCAGCUCGUCCUAAGAUAUGGUCCGAGGAUGAUGCGAACAAAGGUAAAAAGAGCUUCAAAAUGAACAACCCGUUGGCUGCGAACAGCAGUGCUCCAAAUUGUUCGACGGAAGACGACAUUGGCGUCGACUGGACACCGGAAAUACCGUUCGAAAAUCUGAAUACAGCGACAUCGGUCAGUAAUUUAGAAUCCGAGUACCUGGAGGAAGAGAACGGUUCAGCAAAGACUAAUAAAGCAAAUGCUGAGAAAGCUGCUGGCCUUGAAACAGCGAGCAAUAAACGUAUGAGAUUGGCGAACAUAAACGCUUGGACUUUGCGUUAUAAUGAUGAAAGCUUAGAAUUAAAGUUUGGCCAAUUACGUGAGGAUAUGUUUAAAUCCAACAUGAUUUGUUGUUUCGUCGUAUGGAUAUUUAUUGCAAUCUGCCAAGCUGUAAUAUUACCAGAUUGUGUCAUUCUGUUGGUCUCUCUGUUGCUGACCACGCUGAUUCUGAUAACAUCGUCCAUCCUGGUGAUGGCGGAGGAGUUCAAAAGCCUGCCAGCGUACUUACAGCACGCCUCCUCGAUGUUGGUGCACAACAAGCAACAUCGAACAAUCUUCAUAUGUAGCGUCAUCAGUUUAAUGGCAUUCACCUCGAUCGUCGGCGUUCUAGCUUGUCCAGCGUCAAUUCGAAGAUACCCGGAAGCUCUGGCCAUCAAACAACAGCUAAAUGCUCCAACCUUGCAGCCCGAACGAUUGGCAGCGACAACGGUUGGUCUCGACCAAUUUAUUUUAACGUUCUUGGAGGCGGCUCUUCGCGACGAAUCUCUCGAGGAACGAGAGAAGAUCUCUGCGAAGGAGAACGAAACUGUGCUCCAUACUUCUAAUAGAGUCCAAAUGGAAAUGACGAGGAUUAUCAAUGACAGGGCUGGUCUGGCGAAAGGUCAAAGAAGAAAAGAAUUCUUCAGGGGUGAAGACGUCGCCUUCAGGAGGAUAGAGUCCACCCCGGACGCGAGACCACGAGCAGAGCCCGUCUACGCGAUGGACUACGAUGAACUCGUGUUGGAGACAACUUGUGUGCAACCAGAGUACAUAGUAUUCACGUGGAUUUUAUGUCUGAUCGCGUUAGCCUCAGCUUUGAAGUUGUACUAUUUAGUGAAAACUGCACUGGCCACCAUUAUCGUGUCCGUUUAUGCGGUCCUGAUCCUGCUGGUCUGCAAAGACUUUUUCUCUAUACCUGACGAUGAAAAGGAUUCCCCAUCGAUACCUCUUUCGGCACAGAUGUUGACAUUUCUGUUGGUGUUUCUGGUGAUGGUCACGUAUCAUGGUAGACUGGUUGAAGUAACGUCCAGAUUGGAUUUUCUAUGGAAGCAACAAGCUGAAAGGGAGCUGAGCGAUAUGAUCGAAUCUCGGCAUAAUAAUAUGCAACUUUUGAAAAAUAUCUUACCCGAUCAUGUGGCUCACCAUUUUUUAACACAGGAGCGAGCGCCAGAGGAAUUGUAUUCCCAAUCGCGUGAUAAAGUUGGCGUGAUGUUUGCCAGUGUACCAAAUUUCACUGAAUUUUAUUCAGAGGACGUUAACAAAGGAAUGGAGUGUAUACGUUUAUUAAACGAAAUUAUUGCUGAUUUCGACGAACUCCUUGAUGAAAAUCGUUUUCACUGCAUCGAGAAGAUAAAAACUGUCGGUGCGACUUAUAUGGCAGCUUCCGGACUUAAUCCGUGUCAAAAUGAUACAAACAAAGACGAUAUGGAACAUCUUUGUAGAUUGGUCGAUUAUGCUGUGGCUAUGAGACUCCGUCUCGAGGAUGUGAACAUACAUUCGUUUAAUAAUUUUGAUUUAAGAGUAGGUAUUAGUUGUGGCCCAUUGGUAGGCGGUGUAAUCGGUGCCCGGAAGCCCGUCUUCGAUAUUUGGGGUAACACGGUGAACCUGGCUUCUCGCAUGGACUCCACAGGCGUUAUGGGAAAAAUACAAGUUCCACAAGACAUUGCUAGGUUCUUGGAGGCGAGAGGAUAUCAGACACAGAAGAGAGGGCUUAUCGAAGUGAAAGGAAAAGGUAACAUGGAAACUUAUUUCGUACUUGGCAAAGGAUCCAUGCAACAAGAAGGCACGAUUAAACACACCACAAGAUGUAGAAGCCUUGCAGCAGUCGUGUAUGGUGUCGUUCAAGCGCGUCGCAAACAAAUGCGAGCGCUUAGAAGGACAUAAGUACUCGUAUUUUAUUCAGAUCAGUUUAUUUUCUUCGCAAAUUUUUCACAGGAUAUAAGCUGACCACCUGAAAAGUAUUAAUUACGUUUCAAUUAAUUCGAGCUCAUUUAUGUUUGUUUUUAUUGAUUUAAUUUUCUUACUUUUAUACUUGUUACGUCAUGUUGUGUUUUUAUUUAUUUUCUCGAAUUUUCUCGAUAGUCUCAAUUCAAUAUACUCGAUAUUUAAUCCCUGUAAAUAUUAGUUUUAUAUAUGAAACAACUAUCAAUAUAAAUUUGACGAGCUGUAAAUCUAAAACAAUGUACAAUAAGGUAACAAAAGGAUUCAAUUAAAUCCUAGAUGAAUAAAUAAACAAUCAGAAAAAAGAAGGUAGUAAUUUGAGGGAAUCAAUGAAAAUGUAUUAUCUUUGUUGCACAAAUAAGAUUGUUUCAACUUUCUAGUUCUGUACAUCGUUAUAGGAAUAAAUUAUGGAGCAGCGAAAUACAAUUUUGGGAAAAGUCAAUUUAAUAAUAAUUGCAGGGCAAUCAGCGUUCAUGUUGAUAAUAAUCAUAAUGUACAGCACAGUUGAGCUCUGUGUAACUGUAUAUUACAUUGUAUGGUAAACACAAAUAUAUUUUAAUUAACCGUAAUAAUAAUCCAUGAUAAUAAUAGUUGCAAUAAUGAUAAUAAUAAGGCUAGCUACAGCAUGAUCUCUCGGUUAAAGAGAUCAUCCGAUUCAACUGUACACUUUUACAACGUACCUCGUAAUAAUAAUCUAAUUACAUAUAAUAUAAUUAGGUAAUCAUUACAAUCUGAACCUAAUUAGAAUGUUGCGACACGUAAGGAGGGACCGCGAGCCUUGUUCUUUCGAGAAAUUAAUAUGGCGAUAGAAAAAUGAAAGAAAAAUCGCAUCUGUUUUCAAACAGAAAUGCUACAUUAUUCUACAUUAUACAAGUACUACAAUAAUGCACAUUGAUUUCUCGAAAGUGAAGGUAAUCUCUUUUAAAAGAUCUUUUUCUUUGUUUUAUUACAUUCUUUUUUCCUUUCUUCUCUUUUUUAAGGUAUAAAGGCACUGUACACGUAAACAUACAAUAUUAUAGAAAAGCGCUAUAGGCGGUCCAGAUGUUAUACCUUUUAAAUAGUAAAACGUGCCCGUUUAAAAAUAUCAACGUGAUCCUCUUUUCUUUCCUUUUCUUUCUUUUUUUCUUAUUAUUAUUACGAUGCUACACGCUUAAAAUAGGGAGCGGUUUCCUUCGAUUCUAGCUGCAUUGGUCAACGCUAUAUCUUCUUCUUCGACGCUAUAUAAUCUUAACCUUUAAGGAAAAAUAUAGAUGACUAUCAUAUAUUAUAUAUCAGAAUGUGCAGAACUCACGGUAACUAUUUAGGAGGAAAUAAUUGGUCAAUGCGAUCAGAAGUUAAGAAAACGCUCCGGUUAAAGGUGGGAUCUGUUUAUCACAAUUUGGCAGUGAACGUUCUCACGUUUAAAAUACACACAGUUUUACAAGUUUUAAGCUACACAAAUCUUCUUCUUCUUUUUCCUCUUCCACUUAUGUUUCUUUUCUUUGCUACAACUUGCUACGGUUCACGAUACAUUUACAGACAAAUUCGAAAAUAUGAUUUUUCUUCUUCGCUACAGUCAGUUGUUCAGAAAAAAUAAAUCUUUGUCUUCUUCUUUUUUUCUUUUCUUUUCUUUUUUUUUAAAUGUCUGUCAGCUUCGUACACUUGGUAAAUAUACAACUUAAACUCUUCGUACAUCAUUUUUAGUGAAAAUAUGUUCUUACGUGUGCUUUUUUUCUUUUUCUAAUUAUUAUUUGCGAAGCUCAAGAGGUGUUUUAAGAAGAAGGGUCUAGGGGUACUCAAUCUCUUCUGUGAUAAUUCUCUAGUGUUCCUGUGCAAUGCUAAAUCGUAUAACUUUUCCAAAUUAAUCAGUUGCUCUCCGUAUGAAAAUACAAAGAUCUGUAUGUGCAAGAUAAACGCUUGAGUGAUUGUUUACAGGAUUCAUAUAUUACACAAUAAUUUGCUCCUGUUAUUUCUACUCUUGCUUUAAGAAAGAAAUCAAAUAUCAACAGUUACUUACAUUUCUUUAAACGAUAAGUUAAUACAUCAAUCGGAUUGAGUUCCCUCUAGUCAAGUUCUCUCUGGUAUUCCUUUAAUUAAACUAACAUUCGCAAUUCGUCAUUAAUUACAGAGAUAAUUAUACGCAAUUUAAACAUUGAUUUAAUGAAAAAAAAAAAAAAAAAGAAAAAGGAAAGCUGUAAAAUGUUAAACUAGACACAUCGACUAGCAAAUGUACACUUUUCAAAUACCAAAUUUAUAGCAAUUUAACAAGGAAAUGGUAUUUGAAAGUUUACAUUACCCAGUCUACUAUACGAAAUAGUAUAUUUUAACAUACCUAAUGAUCCUUUGUGCCUUUACUUUUUCUCUAACUUGUAAACAAAAUGUUUUGUUUGCCGGUUAUUCAAAGAAUCUAGUAUGUUACCGUAAAAAAUUUCAUUGUAUUCUCAGAUAAAUACCAAUUAUUUAUGCUUCUUUAUUUUCAGUAUCAUGUUUCAUGACAAAAUUUAUUAACAAUAAUACUGCUAAUUGGUUAAAGCUAUAGAAUAAGGUUUCCAGUUAAUUCUUCUAAUUGCAACAUACUUGCAUGAAAUAUGCUAAAAUGAGAAUUUCAAAAGAUUCAUCGUUAAGACAUUAGACUCGAAGAACUUGAAACAUUCCAGAUAAUUAAAAUAAUCGCAAACGAAUUUGAGUAGCUAAUGCUGUGAUCAAUUCUACUCUAAUGAAAAUUUUAUUAAACGAUUAAAUUUCAAUACGUACUGUCAAUCAAAAUUUAACGUAUAGUACGUAUCUAAUUGUAAUUUCUGUGUCAUGUACAUGAUUCCCAAUUCUUAGAUCGUUACAAGACAUCACCUACCACAAAAAUAGCAAUUGAACAUUUGUCUUUUUAAAAACAAAGUUACACAGCUUUGUUUCUAGUCCUUUACAAAACACGUAACGUUUGAAUUCAAAUCAACUUUGUAUUUAAAAACAAAAAUGUAAUCUCUAAGCAGUUACGGUUUUGUAUGCACAGAAUUGCAUAUGAUCAAGGAAAUCAAUUUCUCUAACUCUGAGUUUGACUAAAUUCAGACGAACCGUAGGUCGCAGCAAAAUAUACCUGCUAGCAGGACACGAAGGACCACUUCUAAUUUCUUCAAAUAUCAACUACAUCGAAACCGUUGAGCCGUAUGUUUCGAUUUCAUUUCACGUUUACCUAAUCUUAUUACUUUACAUUAAAUAUAUAUUUAUACACAAUUUAUUAAUCCAAGUUGUCAAGUCAGUUCGAAAUAUUGGCAGAGCUCACCGUGAAAUUCGGCUGCCAAUAUUACAUGCAUUUGAGAUCAUUUGAGUGCAUGGAUUAAAAUACUCCUUUAGCUCCUGAACCGAAUUAUGGUCGUCUAAUGACCAUAGAUGUCGAGCUACGUAUGUUCAGAAACUAGCAUUAUACACGGCCACUGUGGUAUAUUAUGUAUAAAUAUAUAUAUAUUUAUACAUAUAUAUAUUAUAUAUUGCAAUUGAACGACGCGAAUAUUAGUCGCGUGUACAAAAGAAAUACGGCUGUUGUUUAUCGUUAAUUAACUCGGUGGAACCUAGCAUUUUUCUAGAAUUUUUCAAAAAUACAUCGUUUCCCGAUGAUUUUAUUAUGACUCGUACUAUCUACCGCUUCUUUCAUUUUCUCUCUCUCUCUCUCUCUCUCUCUUUCUCUCUUUCUCUCCCUCUCUCGCACGCAUUUGUGAAAAUACAUUUCUUUUUAUUCUGUUUUGUUUUCGUUUCGGCGGAACAAGAAUUGCAAUUAUUUAUACACUUGUGGUAGGUUAGGUAUUCUGGCACGUACAUUUGGCGUUGCUAAACACCAAUGUGAAUUGACGAGACUGAAUUGAAGGUACGUUUUCUUUUUUUCAUUAACUUUAAAAUAUGAUUACUCGCUGUUAGACAUUAUACAUCAGCGUUUCCCAAUUUUUUUUUCUUUCAAAUAAUCUUGAUGUCAUUUUAUGUACCGCCUAUAGGUUCUUUAAGAUUCUCCAAAUGCUCUACAAUCGCAAUUAAAUUAAGUAGUAUAUUAAAGAAAAAAUUAAUCUACGCUUCUUUUUUCUCUCUUCACAAGGUAAAUUAUAUAAAUCAACGAGAUACUUA